CACUCUCCUGCUAUGCGUGCUCGCGACGUUCGUCAUCUCCGCAUCACGCGCCGCAGCGUACGGCGUACCGGGAGGCGCAAUGGGCACGUUUUACGGCGGACCCGACGCGUCGGGUACUUGGGGUGGUAACUGCGGUUACGGGAAUCUUGUGCAAGCCGGUUACGGCAUCCUCGUCGCGGCGGGAAGCCCUCCUCUUUACAAAGGCGGGAAGGGAUGCGGCGCUUGCUACCGGAUAUCGUGUACCAACAGCACGUAUUGCAACAAGGGCGUAUCUAUCGUGGUCGCUAUAACGGAUCUUUGCCCCGGCGGGGGUUGGUGCUGCCCCACCUGUCGCCACUUCGACCUAAGCGAACCUGCUUUUAUCGCGCUUGCGAACCGCGCCGCUGGCUUCGUUCCCCUCGCCUACGAACA
Messenger RNA from Closterium sp. Naga37s-1, 411 nucleotides. The record is from the annotation of a GenBank genome assembly. NCBI's taxonomy places the organism in Eukaryota, Viridiplantae, Streptophyta, Zygnematophyceae, Desmidiales, Closteriaceae.